AUGGUUCUCGAAUGGACGUCCUCGCGAUUCGGCCAUACCUUCUAUACGAAGGACGGAGAAUCGUUCGAAUGUCCGUGGGGCUUCUGCUUCCCGCCAAUCAACAUGCCGGCGCACAUCACGAUAGACGACCUUGUCAGAGCAGAACCUUUGCCACCUCGUGAAUUGCCCUGGUCGUACGAAGCCGACAAACACCUCUUCUCCGAGCCAGUCUGCCCCGCGCCACCCUCGGAGCGAUCGGUAUCCCCGACGCCCUCUGAAGUGGAGGUGGUGCAGACUGUCCUGCCACACGAGCCACCAUCUCCUCCUCGCUCGCCACCACCGCUCGACUGUGUGUCUUCUCCCUGCUCCAACUUCGACUACCCUGUCGCCGACCGCUACGGGGCCGCGACCUUCGUUCCCCAGCGCGAGAUUUUGCCCGAUCCGAAGCCGCUCGUGCUGAGCACCGCGAUCGUCAAGAUCAUGGCGGAGGUGACAAAAGAUAUCGGCCUUCGGCAUCGCGCGAUCCCCAUGGUCGAGAAUGCGACUGGCAAGUGCUACGGGGAUGUUCAGGCGUUCAACAUCCCCGAGGUGGUCGCCAACUACCUUGAAGAGCGUGCUCACAGGCUGAAGGAGCUCGUCGAUGGCUUUAAAGACCCCGAGGGUCGCAAGAGGGCCUACGAGAGUGCGAUUGAGAGGUGGCAAGAGGCGGCCGCUGCUGCAGAGAAGUCGAGAGAGGCGGCGGGGAAGGCGACGGGGAAGGCUCCGAAGAAGGGAAGGGCUUCGUCGAAGGCGAGCGCGAAGGCCGGUUCGAAGCGCAAUCGCAGCGAGGAGGACGAAGAAGCCAGCGAUAGGCCUGCGAAGAGGGCGCGGGGCGGUCGGGGAAGCGACAUGAGCGAGCGCAUCGAGCAAGCUCGCAACGAUCCAACGGUCAAGUCCUACGGCGCCCACCAUAUCAUAUGCGCCGGAUGUGAUGAGGAGAUCGCUGCCGAGGGCAGAAGGGACCUGUAUCUCUGCAGCCUCCGGAACAAGCACAAACUAGAGAAGUGUGCAGGGCUGGCGCGGUGGGCUACCCAGCCACCAAGCCAGGAGGAUAUGAAGGCCUGGCAGGCGGCGCGCAACAAGUGUGCCGAGAUUUCGCAGGUAUACCUAUUGGCGAAGGACCGCAGGAUUCACAAGUGUCAGUGCCGGCGGCUCGGCGCCGGCCUUGAGGAGGACCGUCUCCUCCGUUACGAGGCAAACAAGCAGCGCGUCGCCGACGGCAAUGCAGCGCGGGCGGCGCAGGCGUAAGGCUAUCAGGUCAUAGCUAUUGCCCUGUAUUUCGGUGAGUUCAUCUCUUGACUCUGCGCCAAGGACGACGUUGACCACAGU
This is a messenger RNA of Schizophyllum commune H4-8, 1347 nucleotides long. RefSeq lists its product as uncharacterized. The record is from RefSeq and is a predicted model, not a curated record. Lineage: Eukaryota; Fungi; Basidiomycota; Agaricomycetes; Agaricales; Schizophyllaceae. The coding region runs from base 1 to 1266 and encodes 421 amino acids. The transcript is spliced from 4 exons.